CCGUGCCUUUAUAAGUAGUUGUUGGAAUCAUAGUAGAAUCUCAAAUCUCAAUCGUUUCUCAGUCAAUGGGAAUGGGACCGGCGGCCAUGGCAGAGCUCUUCAUUACCAGAAUUUCCCUUUUUCCCAUUCUGUUUUUUCUUUCCUCGUACGCGGCUGAGCUUCCGAUCAAUGUAUGGCCCAAGCCCGUAUCCUUCGAUUGGCCCAGCCCGGGCGCCGUUCUGCUCAGCCCGAACUUCACCGUGGUCUCGCCGGGCCACCCGUACCUUAAGCCCGCCGUCGACCGUUACACCAACGCCGUGAAAACGGAGCACCACCGCCCGUUAAUUACGCCCGCUCUGAACCUCACGUCGUACACGCCCUUAAAGCUCCUUAACAUUACCGUCAAUGACGUGGACGCGCCGUUAGCUCACGGCGUCAACGAGUCGUACACGCUGUCCAUACCGUAUGGCGGCUCGGCUUAUCUCUCGGCGGAGACGGCGUGGGGCGCGAUGCGCGGGCUGGAGACAUUCUCGCAGCUCGUGUACGGCGGCGGCGGCGAGGAGCCGCGCGUCGCCGCCGGGCUGAGAAUCUCCGACGCGCCGAUUUUCCCUUACCGGGGGGUUUUGCUGGAUACUUCGCGGAAUUUCUAUGGAGUGGAGGAUUUGUUGAGGUUGAUUAGGGCGAUUAGUAUGAACAAGAUGAACGUUCUUCACUGGCACAUUUCGGACUCGCAUUCCUUCCCGCUGGUGCUGCCGUCGGAGCCGGAGCUGGCCCGCCGCGGCGCUUACGCCGAGGAGAUGACGUACUCGCCGGAGGAUGUGAAGAAAGUGGUGGAAUUUGGGCUGCAAUAUGGCGUUAGAGUUGUGCCUGAGAUUGACAUGCCCGGGCACACAGGAUCCUGGGCAGAAGCUUAUCCUGAGAUAAUUACAUGUGCAAACAUGUUCUGGGUGCCUCCCGGAACCUCUGCACCUCUGGCAGCUGAGCCAGGAACUGGACAACUCAAUCCUCUGAACCAAACAACAUACAAAGUUGUCAAGAAUGUUAUCCAUGACACAAUUGCCAUGUUCCCAGAUUCGUUCUUCCACGCGGGGGCCGAUGAGAUCAACUCGAAUUGUUGGAACACUGACCCCUCAAUCCAAAACUUUGUUUCCAACAAUGGGACUCUAAGCCAGCUGCUGGAAACAUUCAUUAAUUCUACCUUGCCUUACAUUGUGUCGUUAAACCGAACAGUCGUGUACUGGGAGGACGUUCUGUUGAGCCCUAGUAUCAGUGUCGGGAGUUCCUUGCUUCCCCGGGAGAAUGUGGUCUUGCAGACGUGGAACAACGGGCCAAACAACACGAAAAGACUCGUGGAGGCAGGGUACCGGGUGAUUGUUUCCUCGGCUGAUUACUACUACUUGGACUGUGGGCACGGGAGUUUUCUGGGGAACGACAGCCAGUAUGAUCAGCCACCGGGGACUGACCAAGGCAAUGGCGGGUCGUGGUGUGGGCCCUUCAAGACGUGGCAGCUGAUUUACAAUUAUGACAUAACUUAUGGCCUAAACGAUGAGGAGGCGAAAUUGGUGUUGGGAGGGGAAGUGGCGUUGUGGUCUGAGCAAGCAGACGGGACUGUGUUGGAUGCUCGGGUGUGGCCUAGAACUUCAGCGAUGGCGGAGGCGUUGUGGUCUGGAAAUCGGGAUGAAACGGGGAAGAAGCGAUAUGCUGAGGCGACGGAUAGGUUGAAUGAAUGGAGGUAUAGGAUGGUUGGCAGGGGAAUUGGGGCAGAGCCAAUUCAGCCUCUCUGGUGUGCCAAAAACCCUGGCAUGUGUAAUGCAGUUUUCCCAUUUUCUGAGUGAUUGUUUUGUUUUGUUUUGUUGUGUGUGACAUGAAACCAACCUGUUUGGUUUGUUGUACUUUUAAUUUGCUUUCCUGUUUUCAACACAAUUCUGUUGAAAAUUUGGACAGCAAAAUUGUUCAUUUACAAAAUCUAUAAUCCUUCCAGCUCUUAAAAAUA
Ipomoea triloba (trilobed morning glory) is the source of this 1972-nucleotide messenger RNA. RefSeq names its product beta-hexosaminidase 2. Lineage: Eukaryota; Viridiplantae; Streptophyta; Magnoliopsida; Solanales; Convolvulaceae. Bases 66 to 1814 code for a protein of 582 amino acids. The record is from RefSeq and is a predicted model, not a curated record. Gene Ontology annotation, molecular function: beta-N-acetylhexosaminidase activity. The transcript is spliced from 2 exons. Gene Ontology annotation, biological process: glycosaminoglycan metabolic process; carbohydrate metabolic process. Gene Ontology annotation, cellular component: membrane.